AUGGAAUCAGAAAUAGGAGUACGGUGCAUUUUUAUUUAUACUAGGAAAGGUAAAGGAUACAGAAUCCCCAACUAAAACUCAACUUCUCCAUAGCUGGCUUAUGUCAUAUCAAUUUUCAGAAACAAUUUUUAGAACUUUUUGGAUGCAUUGAGACCUCCAGAAAAUUAUUUAGGACCUCGGUUGACAGUUGUAUUAAGAGAUACAAAGCAAGAUCAAACUAAACAAAUUAACUAAUUCUUGGAUUAACUGUAAAUUCAAAAAGAUGUCGGAAGCUUUCCAAAUGAAGAACUAAUUGGAGAUUUUUCAAACGAAUUCAAAAGACAAUUCAAUAAGAAAUUUUAAGUUGCAUCUAAGGAUUGUAACAAAUUUUUCGAGGAGCUCUUAUUAACCAAAGAUCAAUUUGAGAUUGAAUCUCUAAAGAUAGCUGCUUUGUUUUCUGAAUACGUAAUGAAAGAGUUAAUUAAAGACUGUGAAUAAAUUCUUGAGCUAGGUAAGCUUGAAAACCAUGAUAUUAUUUCUGGGAAAAUUGAAAUGAUACUCGAUAAAGAAGAAAAAUUGAAAGAUUUUUAUAAGACAAUACCCAAGACAUUAAAUAAUGAAUAUGAUAGCAGUUGUCUUGAAUUUUAGUACUAGGUUGGAAUCCAAAGUGGUGGAUAAUAUAAUUUAAAAAUGGGAGCCCCUAAUAAUUAAAGCCCGCUAAGUCCUGAUACCAUUCUUUUAUCAGUUUGCAAUAAGUAUAAGGAUAUUUGCUGCAAUAUUAGCAGGACAAUAAUUAUAAAUCUAGUUGACGAGUAAAAACAUGCUUAUAUAUUCCUUAACGAUAUGAUGAACUAUUUGAUAUCUCUGAUGAUGGUUGAUAAAAAAAUUAGUGAUAUAUAUAAGGCAUUUAUUGAAUAGGUAAAAUCUAAGGGGAAAGAAAAUCAUCUAGCUCAUCUUCCCAAAGUUUUAGGGUAUGGUAUUGGAAUUUAUCCAAAAGAAGACUUGCUCUCGAUUAAAGAGGAUAAUGAAAAGAUUAUCGAGGCAGGAAUGGUUUUUAAUUUAAGAUUAUCAUUGGCUAAUUUUUAACUCACACCAAACAGAAACUGCCUUCUUAUUGCAGACACUAUUCUGAUUAAACCAAAGAGUGAUGAUGCAAAUCGAAAUGUAGAUAUUUUGACAAGGGAUGAAGAUCCCACUGCUGCUGAAGAGAAGGCUGAUAAAAGUAAAAAGAAGCCGGUUUAAACUCAAAACAUCAAAGAGAAAUUAGAAAAGAGUACCAAACUUGGAGUUGUUUAAGUUGAAAGACUUCGCUAAUAAAACCCAACAAUGGUCGGUGAUGAUGUUAAACGAAAAGAACAUCAAAAGGAAUUAAUGUUCUAAAAGCAAGAAGAAUUGAAAUUGAGACUUGCAGAUAAUGAUUUACAAUUUACAGGCAAAAAUAAUUCAAAAGUAAAAGACCUUGAUGCUGUGAUUAGCUAUAAAUCAUAGCGAGAAUUUCCAAGAGAGUGCCAAAAUUACCAGCUCUAUAUUGAUAAAAAUAAGAAUACUAUUCUAAUACCAUUUAGAGAUGAAACAGGCUAAAUGAUGACAGUUCCAUUCCAUAUCUAAACAAUUAAAAAUGCAUCAAUAAAUACUGAAAAUAAUGUGAGCAAUCUUCGAAUUAACUUUCAUUUCUAAGGAUAAGGCAUUUCAAGCAAAGAAGUUAAUUUCCCAAGUAUGAGGGGACCAAAUUAAGUAUUUAUUAAAGAAAUCACAAUCAAAUCUCAAAAUACAAUUGGGUUGACAGCUUCAUUUAAAGCACUAAAAGAAAUUUUGAAGAAGAUUAAGCAAGAAGAUUAAAUAAAAAGUAAAUCAGGGGAUGCAAAGGAAGAAGAUGCACAUCUUUCUGAUGAGACAUUGAUACUAUCAAAAGGCAAAAAAGUAGUCCUAGAUAAAAUUAGUAUAAAGCCAACAUUUGUAGGAAAAAAGACAGUUGGCUAGCUAGAGACCCACAUUAACGGCUUUAGAUUUAUGAGUAAUAAAGGCCAUAAAGUAGACAUUACCUACAACAAUAUUAGAUAAGCAUUUUUCUAGCCUUGCGAAAAUGAUUUAAUUGUCCUACUGCAUUUUAGACUGAAAGCGCCAAUUUCAGUAGGAAAUAAAAAGACUUUAGAUAUUUAAUUAUACACAGAAAUUUGUGCAUUAGUGGAUGAUCUUGAUUCUAAACAAGCAGCGAGGAAAAGACUUAAUGAGCAAGAUGAAUUCACUUAAGCUGUUGAAGCCUUUGCUCUUGAAAAUAAAUAUGAGAUUGAAUUCGAUGUGCCUUUUAAAGAUCUCGAGUUUACUGGGUGUCAUGCGAAAUCUAACGUGAAAAUAGUACCUACUAGAGGAUGCUUGAUAGCUCUAUCAGAACUCCCAUUUUUCGUACUGGAUUUAAGUUAAGUGGAAAUAGCUCAUUUUGAAAGGGUGAGUUUUAUGACUAGAAAUUUCGAUAUGAUAUUUGUGCUUAAAGAUUUUCAAACUUUUAAGAGAAUUAGUACGAUACCAAAUUAACUUCUAGAUACCAUAAAGUCAUGGCUUGAUACAAUGAAUAUAAUAUAUUCAGAGGGACCAAUAUGCUUAAACUGGCCAACAAUUUUAGAUUCUAUCAGAGAAGACUUUGAUUCGUACAUUAAUGAUGGUGGAUGGGGAUUUUUAUUUGAUGAAGAAGUUGCUGGUGGAUAUAAUUAAGAAGUCUCUGGUGAUGAAGACGAAAGUGACUCAGAGUAUAAUGAAACUGAAGACGAGGAAGAGGAAGAAGGAUCGGAAAGUAGUGGUAGUGAAUUUUCAGAAGAAGCAAGUGCUGAAAGCUCAGAUGUCUAGCCAGAUGAUGAAGAAGAGGAGGAAGGAAUGGAUUGGGAUGAAAUGGAAAGAUAAACUAUAGAGUAAGAUAGACGUUAAAAUGAGCUAGCCAAACGAAGAUUUUAAGAGGAGGAACAUAUGAAGAAAAUUAAAGGACCCAGCAAUGGUGGUGGGAAUAGGGAUUAGAAAAAAUAAAGUAAUGGAUAAAAUCAAAUUUCUAAGGUUAGUGGGUUUAACUAAACUAAAACAAGCCUAAUGGGAAAAGUUCAAAAGAGGAGAUGA
Molecule: messenger RNA, 3081 nt
Organism: Stylonychia lemnae
Lineage: Eukaryota; Ciliophora; Spirotrichea; Sporadotrichida; Oxytrichidae
Source: the annotation of a GenBank genome assembly